AUGUCAGUCACAACAAUCCCCCUCGAGCCCCUCAUACCGACGGCACGUGCGGAGACGAGUCACGCAGGCGCAGCCACGGGACCCGUCUAUUUCGACCGAAUACAACCUGAGAAGAGAGCGCAUCUGGAUAUGGAAGUCAGCAAUACCAAGGACGUGCUGGACAUGGACUGCGCUGCUAGGGAUCAAGCGUCGGCUGGAGAGAAACAACCUUCGGCCGGUCUACAUUUCCUAACGACGGACCACCCGCUGUUUCCGCCAAUGCCGAUAUACGGGGCACCGACUGCGGCUAGCAGGGCGAAAUAUUGCAUGCUCACAGUUGCCGCGUUCUUUCUGUCGCUGUGCUAUUUGACGGCCAUAUUUGUCGGGGCCAUAGUCCGCACAGCCGGAAUAGCAAUUUCGGAAGCUCGAUUGCGAUGGAAUGGGCAUAAUCCAGAUGAGAGGAGGGCAUUCUAUACUGAGGAACAGGCACGCCGGAAGGCCCGGGCUAUUGCCGAUCGGAGGUGGGCUCUGCGACAACAGAAAAGGGAUAUGGAUGAGGAACAGGGACCUGAACAAACUCAAGAUUGCCCAUCGUUGGAAGGAGGCAAGGAUCCUGUGGUCUGUGACGUUGCGUAUUACGCCCGCAGAGUCGGUCUCGACGUCGAAAAGUUUCGUGUCCAGACGGAGGACGGGUUCGUCAUUGAUCUGUGGCAUGUUUAUAAUCCUCAGGAGUAUGAGGCCUUGCCAGCAGAAGAGAGGCGUACGCGUGGGCCUGAGGUCUUUACCAAGCCGAAGGUGCAAACCACCUCCCUCCCACGGCACAAACGUCGGUAUCCUGUUCUUCUGGUACAUGGAUUGCUGCAAAGCGCUGGUGCAUUCUGCACCAACGACGAGGAUAGCUUGGCAUUCUUCCUCUGCAAGUCUGGAUAUGAUGUCUGGCUAGGGAAUAACCGCUGUGGCUUGAACCCAGAGCACGUCAAGUUUUCGACUGACGACCCGCGUAUGUGGUCUUGGGAUAUUCGACAUCUCGGCACGCUGGACCUCGCGGCUCUCACGUCACGCGUACUUUAUGAGACUGGUUUUGAGAAACUGGGGCUGGUAUGCCACUCCCAGGGAACCACCCAGACUUUUGUUGCUCUAGCCAAAGAACAACGUCCUGAGCUGGGUCAAUAUCUCUCGGUGUUCUGUGCACUUGCUCCCGCUGCAUACGCCGGUCCGCUAGUGAGCAGACCAUAUUUCCGAUUCAUGAGCCUCCUCUCUCCAGCGAUGUUCCGACUCAUCUUUGGCGUCCACUCCUUCAUCCCUGUCAUGAUGACCGCCCGCCGUCUGCUCCCACCCAGAGUAUACGGAACAAUGGCAUACUGGGUCUUCUCAUUUUUGUUCGACUGGUCCGACACGCGCUGGGAGCGUGAUCUGCGCCAUCGAAUGUUCCAAUUCGCACCUGUAUAUGUCAGCGCUGAGUCGAUGCGCUGGUGGCUCGGAAGCGACGGUUUCGCUAAGCACAAAUGCAUUUUGUCGACAGACAACGACCUCCUGUGUGAGGCAAAGGCGAGCCCUGGUAUACGUGACCCUAUCUCUGAGCACGGUGAUGAUCCCCACGAUCCAUGCUUAGGUGCUCGGGCUCGUGGCCCUUGGUUUGGUCCGAAAACGCCUCCAUUCGCGCUCUGGAUCGGUGGGUCCGAUGCUCUUGUUGAUGGGCGUCGGCUUUUAGAGCGGUUCAAGGGUGGCCGCGAGCCUCAUGUAAAUCUCGUUCAUGCGAAGGUCAUCGAAGAAUAUGAACACCUCGAUGUCCUUUGGGCAAUGGAUGCCAUUGACCAGGUGGGCAAGGAAGUUAGCCAGGUCGUAUGGUCGACUAUGCCUGAGGAGGCGCGUCAGAUAUGUCGUCUUCCUCGUGGAGUGAACCUAGAUAAGGUUGCCGCGGUUUAA
Messenger RNA from Penicillium bovifimosum, 1905 nucleotides. RefSeq names its product putative ab-hydrolase associated lipase. Gene Ontology annotation, biological process: lipid metabolic process. The record is from RefSeq and is a predicted model, not a curated record. The transcript has a single exon. Lineage: Eukaryota; Fungi; Ascomycota; Eurotiomycetes; Eurotiales; Aspergillaceae. The coding region runs from base 1 to 1905 and encodes 634 amino acids.